Molecule: messenger RNA, 7227 nt
Organism: Harmonia axyridis
Lineage: Eukaryota; Metazoa; Arthropoda; Insecta; Coleoptera; Coccinellidae
Gene: zip
Product: myosin heavy chain, non-muscle
Exons: 15
Coding region: 283-6156 (1957 amino acids)
Cellular component (GO): myosin complex
Molecular function (GO): cytoskeletal motor activity; ATP binding; actin filament binding
Source: RefSeq, a predicted model, not a curated record
CGUGGUCGACCGGCUGUUGUGUGUUGUAGAUUCCAUUCCACUCGGUGGCUACUUGUCAUUUUAUUCAUUUUACGUUCAUUUGCAGAGCACUAAGUGACUUUAUACUAGACAUUAAACAGUAACGCUGAUAGAUAGUUCAUAAACAGUUAGAGAAUCUUAUAAGAACAUUCGAACGCGGAAAAAUUUUCCUAUGUGUGAAACGUAUAUUUUUUGUGAUCCGAAAGUAUCAUAGAACAGUGCGGCUUUUUUGUUUGUGAACGAAGUAAACUUCGCGUUAUUUUCAUGGCCGACGUGGAUAGGGAUCGCUACGAUCCCGAGCUCAAAUAUCUUUUUGUGGACAGGAACAAUUUCAACGAUCCAGCUUCCCAGGCAGAAUGGACUCAGAAGAGGUUGGUAUGGGUGCCCCACGACACCCAGGGCUUUGUGGCCGCCAGUGUCAAGGGAGAAAGAGGAGACGAGGUCGAAGUAGAGCUUCAGGAGACAGGAAAACGAGUAUUUGUACCCAAGGACGAUAUCCAAAAGAUGAACCCUCCGAAAUUCGACAAAGUCGAGGAUAUGGCCGAGUUGACUUGUCUGAAUGAAGCCUGCGUGCUUCAUAACCUCAAAGAUAGGUACUACUCGGGAUUGAUUUAUACAUAUUCUGGUCUUUUCUGCGUCGUCGUCAACCCGUACAAAAAAUUGCCAAUUUACACAGAAAAGAUAAUGGAGAGAUACAAAGGAAUCAAACGCCAUGAAGUGCCACCACAUGUCUUUGCCAUAACUGAUACAGCGUACAGAUCGAUGCUGCAAGAACGUGAAGAUCAAUCAAUUUUAUGUACAGGAGAAUCAGGUGCUGGUAAAACUGAAAAUACAAAAAAAGUUAUACAGUACCUUGCGUACGUAGCUGCCUCAAAAUCUCCAAAAGGCGGUGGUGCGAAAGAUAUCAUCGGCGGUUUAGAGCAACAGUUACUUCAAGCCAAUCCUAUUCUAGAAGCAUUCGGUAAUGCAAAAACGAUAAAAAACGACAACUCUUCCAGAUUUGGUAAAUUUAUUAGGAUAAAUUUUGAUGCUUCUGGGUAUAUAGCAGGAGCGAAUAUAGAGACUUACUUAUUAGAGAAAUCACGUGCCAUACGUCAAGCUAAACAAGAAAGAACAUUCCAUAUAUUCUAUCAACUUCUGUCGGGUGCAUCAGCAGCGCAAAAGAAGGAAUUCAUCUUAGAAGAUCCCAAGUCAUAUCCCUUCAUCAGAGACGAUAACCACCUAGUACCCGGUGUUGAUGAUUCUGCUGAAUUCGAAGCUACCGUGAACAGUAUGAACAUCAUGGGAAUGACCCAAGAAGACUUUAGCGCCAUAUUCAAGAUUGUUUCAGCGGUGAUGCUCUUUGGCACCAUGCAGUUCAAGCAAGACAGGAACUCGGACCAAGCAACACUACCCGACAACACCGUGGCUCAGAAAAUAGCCCAUUUGCUCGGUCUACCGGUUACAGACAUGACCAAGGCUUUCUUGAAACCCAGAAUCAAGGUCGGAAGGGACUUUGUGACUAAAAGUCAGACUAAAGAACAGGUUGAGUUUGCCGUAGAAGCCAUAUCCAAAGCAUGCUAUGAACGAAUGUUCAGAUGGCUGGUAACUAGAAUAAAUCGCUCUCUAGGUAGAACCAAACGUCAAGGUGCUAGUUUCAUUGGAAUCCUCGAUAUUGCCGGUUUUGAAAUAUUUGAAUUGAAUUCAUUUGAGCAGUUAUGUAUCAACUAUACUAACGAGAAGCUUCAACAGCUGUUCAAUCACACUAUGUUCAUUUUGGAACAGGAGGAGUACCAGAGAGAAGGUAUUGAAUGGAAAUUUAUAGAUUUUGGUCUAGAUCUCCAGCCAACAAUAGAUUUGAUCGAUAAACCCAUGGGUAUCAUGGCCCUUCUCGAUGAAGAGUGUCUUUUCCCAAAGGCUACAGAUAAAACGUUUGUCGAUAAAUUAGUGAACGCUCACUCAGGUCACCCCAAAUUUCGUAAAAGCGACUUUAGGGGUGUAGCCGACUUUUCCAUCAUCCACUAUGCGGGCAAAGUGGAUUAUUGCGCGAACCAAUGGUUGAUGAAAAACAUGGAUCCUCAAAAUGAGAAUGUAGUCUCUUUAUUCCAAUCCUCACAGGAUCCUUUCGUUGUGCACAUUUGGAAGGACGCGGAAAACAUCGGGAGGGCUAAGGGAAUGUUCCGUACUGUUUCCUAUUUAUAUAAGGAACAGCUGGCUAACCUUAUGAUCACCCUAAGGAACACCAAUCCGAAUUUCGUUAGAUGCAUCAUACCGAAUCAUGAAAAACGCUCUGGAAAAAUUGACGCGCCUUUGGUACUGGAUCAACUGAGGUGUAAUGGUGUACUUGAGGGAAUAAGAAUCUGCAGACAAGGUUUUCCUAAUCGUAUACCUUUUCAAGAGUUCCGCCAACGGUACGAACUCCUAACACCAAAUGUGAUCAACAAAGGUUUCAUGGAUGGCAAGAAAGCCUGUGAAACUAUGAUAAAAUGCUUAGACCUCGAUCAAAAUUUGUACAGAAUCGGACAAUCUAAGAUCUUUUUCAGAGCUGGAGUGCUGGCCCAUUUAGAAGAAGAGCGGGAUUACAAAAUCACCGAUUUAAUAGUCAACUUCCAAGCGUUCUGCCGAGGUUUCUUGUCUAGAAGAAAUUAUCAGAAAAGAGUACAGCAACUCAACGCUAUCAGGAUUAUUCAAAGAAACUGCUCUGCAUACCUGAAACUUCGGAACUGGCAGUGGUGGAGAUUAUACACCAAAGUUAAACCAUUACUGGAGGUCACUAAACAAGAAGAAAAACUUAUGCAAAAAGAAGAUGAGCUGAAACAGGUGAAAGAUAAACUUGAACUUCAAGUUAGAGCUUCUUCUGAAUUCGAGAAGAAGUAUCAACAAGCCCUCGAAGAAAAAACUGUUCUUCAAGAACAGCUACAGGCUGAAGUAGAACUUUGUGCUGAAGCAGAGGAAAUGAGAGCUAGAAUGACUGCUCGAAAACAAGAAUUAGAAGAAAUUCUUCACGACUUGGAAUCUAGAGUAGAAGAAGAAGAAGAAAGAGCAAAUACUCUAAACACUGAUAAAAAAAGGUUAUUAGGCACCAUUCAAGACUUGGAAGAACAGUUAGAAGAAGAGGAAGCAGCCAGGCAAAAAUUGCAAUUAGAAAAAGUGCAAUGUGAUGGCAAAAUAAAAAAACUUGAAGAGGACUUGGCUCUUAGUGAUGAUACCAAUCAAAAAUUAUUGAAAGAAAAGAAAAUUUUGGAAGAACGUUCAAACGACUUAAGCCAAACACUGGCUGAAGAAGAGGAAAAAGCCAAACAUCUUUCAAAACUGAAGGCUAAGCAUGAAGCAACCAUUGCAGAGUUAGAAGAAAGACUUUUAAAAGAUCAUCAACAAAGACAAGAAGCAGAUAGAACUAAAAGAAAGGUAGAAACUGAGGUAAAUGAUUUGAAGGAACAAUUAAUGGAAAGAAGAACUCAAAUGGAAGAAUUACAACUUCAAUUGGGUAAAAGGGAAGAAGAAUUAGCACAAGCUAUGGUAAGAGUAGAUGAAGAAGGUGCUAUAAAAGCUCAGGCUCAAAAAGCGCUCAGAGAAUUAGAAAGUCAACUUGCAGAACUCCAAGAAGAUUUGGAGGUUGAAAAAGCAGCUAGAAGUAAAGCUGAAAAACAAAAAAGAGAUCUAAACGAAGAACUGGAAGCUCUGAAAAAUGAACUAUUAGAUUCCAUGGAUUCGACUGCUGCACAACAAGAAUUAAGGUCUAAGAGAGAACAAGAAUUGGCCACUUUGAAGAAAACUAUUGAAGAAGAAACCCAAGCUCACGAAGUUGCGCUGGCUGAUAUGAGGCACAAGCAUACUCAAGAAUUAAGUUCCGUCACCGAGCAACUAGAAAAUCUGAAGAAGACUAAGAAUAAUUUAGAAAAAAGUAAACAGUCAUUGGAAGCAGAAAACGCUGAUUUAGCAACUGAGUUGAGAAAUGUUAGUUCGAACAGACAGGAAACUGAACGUCGCAGGAAACAAGCUGAAAGCCAGUUGACAGAAAUUCAAGCCAAACUGGCUGAAGUAGAAAGAACAAAGACUGAAUUUCAGGAAAAGACUCUAAAGCUCCAGCAAGAAAUAGACAGCAUUGCUCAGCAACUGGAGCAAGCUGAAUUGAAAGCAUCUGCUGCACAAAAGAAUCAAAGCACUGCAGAUUCACAAUUAUCUGAGGUUCAAACAGCUUUAGAAGAGGAAACGAAGCAGAAACUUUCCCUUAGCUCCAAACUGAGACAGAUAGAGUCUGAGAAAGAAACUUUACAAGAACAUCUUGAAGAGGAAGAAGAAUUGAAAAAAAAUCUUGAGAAACAGUUGGCCAAUCUCAAUAUACAACUUCAAGAAGCUAAAAAGAAAGCAGAAGAUGAAGCAGAACAAUCUGCCAUAUUAGAAGAGAGUAAGAAGAAACUUGCCAAAGAUUUAGAUGUUCUUCAAAGACAGGUUGAUGAACUUCUUGCCACCAAUGAUAAAUUGGAAAGAAGCAAAAAGAAGAUUGCUGCAGAGCUUGAAGAUGCUAACAUUGAAUUAGAAGUACAAAGACAAAAAGUUAUCGAACUGGAAAAGAAACAAAAGAACUUUGACAAGAUUCUGGCUGAGGAGAAGCAGGUUAGUGAACAGUUAGCUGAGCAAAGGGAUAUAGCAGAACGAGAGGCGAGAGAGAAAGAAACAAGGGUAUUAUCCUUGAGCAGGGAACUUGAUGAAUCAAGUGAAAAGAUUGAAGAGUUGGAAAGGGUGAAAAGACAACUUCAAGCAGAAUUGGAUGAACUUGUCAACAACCAAGGCGCUGCUGAUAAGAAUGUACAUGAGCUAGAAAAGGCCAAGAGGUCCCUUGAAAGUCAGUUAGUAGAACUGAGAGCACAAAAUGAAGAAUUGGAAGAUGAAUUACAACUUACUGAAGAUGCCAAGCUUCGUCUUGAAGUUAAUAUGCAGGCACUGCGGGCGCAAUUUGAAAGAGAUGUACAAGCAAAAGAAGAGCAAGCUGAAGAGAAGAGGAGGGGAAUAGUAAAACAGUUGAGAGAAAUGGAAGCAGAGUUAGAUGAAGAAAGAAAACAGAGGACUGCCGCUGUUACUGCCAGGAAGAAAUUAGAAGGUGACCUGAAAGAAAUGGAAGGGCAGAUUGAACUACAAUACAAAGUCAAAGAAGACGCUCUCAAACAGUUGAAAAAAUCUCAACAGCAAUGCAAAGAAGCACUUAGAGAAGCAGAAGAAGCUAGGGCAGGAAGAGAAGACCUAGCUGCCAGUUGCAAGGAAGCCGAAAGAAAAGUUAAGACAUUGGAAGCUGAUGUUCUUCAGCUCACUGAAGACUUGUCAAGUUCUGAAAGGGCGAGAAGGGCUGCAGAAGCUGAAAGGGAUGAACUUCUGGAGGAAAUUAAUAGUAGCAAUAACAAAGGAACACUUCUAGUUGAUGAAAAACGUAGACUUGAAGCAAGAAUAGCAACUUUAGAAGAGGAGCUUGAAGAAGAGCAGAGUAACAAUGAAAUCUUCCAAGAUAGGGCAAGAAAAGCUCAACUUAACAUAGAACAGUUGACAACUGAACUGGCCAAUGAAAGAUCAUCUGCACAGAAGAAUGAAUCCGGUAGAUUGCUUCUCGAGAGACAAAACAAAGAACUUAAAGCCAAACUUACUGAGCUUGAAACUGCUCAGCGUACUAAGACAAAGGCCACAAUUACAGCAUUGGAAAGUAAAUUGGCUAAUUUGGAAGAGCAAUUAGAGGUUGAAGCUAAAGAACGGCUCACCCAGCAAAAGACCAACCGUAAGCUAGACAAAAAGCUUAAAGAGCUCCUUAUGCAGUUGGAAGAUGAACGCAGGCACGUGGAUCAAUACAAAGAACAAGUGGAAAAGGCGAAAUCUCGCAUGAACGCUUUCAAGCGUCAGCUCGAUGAGGCUGAAGAAGAAAUAAGCAGGGAAAAGGCACAGAAAAGAAAAUUCCAGAGGGAAUGUGAAGAUAUGGCUGAAAGUCACGAGCUAAUGUCAAGAGAAAUUAGCAACUUGAAGAGUAAAUUGAGAAGGACUACGGGCUCAAUGGGCAUUUCAUCAUCUCGUUUGGGUUCAUCUAAGAGAAGCACAGUAUCUUCCAGUGGAAACGCAUCAGGGGACGAUUCUACAACUCAAGACGAAACAAUGGACGGGGAAGAUGGUUUAAACUAAUCUGGAGAAAUUUUGAGAUCUUGACGGGGUUUUUGAAGAUUGUACACUUUCGAUCUGUUUCAAUCAAACCUAAAAUAACACCAUUGGCAUAGAUCAAAGGUUGUAGAAAUUUCAUUUCAAUCUUCUUGACUUAGUUUUAACUACUGCUUUAAAACGAUUAGUGCAAAACCUUGUUAUGAUCUCUGAAAAUAUUUUGUAAAUAUUCAUAGUACUUAGGCGGCUCGUAUUCUGCAAAAGUUGUAUUAAAAUUAUCUUAUUAAACGGUUUUCAAGUAAUAAUCAGCAAUCCUCGGAAAUAUUCAACACCCGAAAUGCUUUCAUUUUCUGCUGCCAUUUUUGCUUCUUUCAGAAUAAGUUAGUGUUAUAUUUUGAUAUCUUAUUAGUCAAUUCAUUUUGCUUCAUAUUUUAGUGGCGUUUUAUUCCUUCUAUUUUUUCGAACAAUAUGUAAAGAAUUCAAGGAUUUUUCUGAUUAUACAACCUGACUUAAUAAGUCUCCGACUUCUGUUGAGACAGGCUACUUUGAGCAACAUGUCGGAACACUUCUUUGGCAUUUUAUUUUUAAUAGUGCAUUUUUUCCCUUAAAUUUAACAAUUACUACCAAGUUUUAUUCAGGUAAAUAAAAUAUAUAUAUAUUAGCAGCUUGACUUUUGUUAAGCCUGUACUUUUUACGUCUACUAGCAUUGCCUUAUAGGGUGUUGAUAAAAGAAAUGGCGAUUUCAAGAUAUUUUAUGAAUUCUUAGUAACAUUUCAAAUUGAUACUACCUAAUUUUGAUACUAUUAACUGUAGAUUAUAUAUUUUGUAAAAAUAAUUGAAUUUUGAUAAAGAUUUUUGUAUAAACAAAUACUGGAUUUUGUAUAUAUCUGAUUAUCAUUGGUUCAGGGUUCAGUUUAAUAAACAAUUGUCAAAAGUGAACAUGCUUCCUAUAUUCUGAUAAUUUAUUUUUGUCACAUUUUGAGUCUAUAUUUGACUGAUUUGUCAAAAGCUGUCUGAAACUUUUCCCAUAUGCCUCUUUUUUCAUUUCUAUUAUAUUCUAACUUAGUUUUCAAUAAAAUUGUGUAAUCUUUGCACAAA